CACGUAAACAUAACGUAUAUAUAUAAUAGACAAAUUAUUUUGUUAUCAUUAUUUUCAUUCUUUAAAACUCCCCAUCCAAAUUUUUUUUAAGUCAAAAGUUUAACGUAGUAACUCAAUUUAAAACACUCUCCCUUUUUGGAUCUACAAGUAAAUUUUGUUUUAAAAGAAGGAAGAAAGAAGAAACAACAAAUACAAUGGAGACAGAAAGAGUGACAUUUGUUAGAGAGAUUGAAGGUUAUUUAAAUAAUAAACGUUGUUUAUAUGAAGCUGAAGGUAGAAGAGAAUAUCUCCCUUUAGUAGAUCAAGCUCUUAUAUUAAUAAAAAAUAUGAAAAAUGUUACAACGACUGAGACAACUAUACAACAAACUCAACAAAGUGCUUGCAAUCGGCCUACAUUUGAUAGACCAUCAGAAAAAAUGUAUCAUUAUGCUGAGGGUGAAGCGAUUGACUGUGCCAUAUGUAUUGAACAAGUAGAGAAUAAUCAUGCUCAAGUUAGAUUAUCAUGUGGACAUAUUUAUCAUUUGAACUGUUUAGGGUCACACUUUAAUCAUUCAGGUGAUUAUAAAUGUCCUUAUUGUCGGAUAGAAGUAGACAAAUAUGCAAAACAACCAAGAAUUUGGGAGCACCCUGUAAAUGGACCACCACAGACGCAGAAUCAAAUUGAUGCGGCUGAUAUGCCACAUCCUGGUGAAUUGGAUUUCGCAAAUUUUCAACGUGGUGUGUUACAGGUAGUGAAUUCAUUAUUUGGUGGUAGAUUAAACCUUGGACAUCCCUUCCGCAAUGAUAAUGGUACCGAAGAAGAUUAUUAUGAUAAUGACGAUGAUUCACCAUCCGAAAAUGACGACCCAAUAUAUGAUCCGCGUUAUGUUGGAACAGCUCAAAUGAAGCACUAUCGUCAUCGGCAAGACGAACAAAUCCAAGACUCUCAAUGGAUUCUACAAUAAGGACACGAUCAAUAUCACGCAAUCGGCCUCGUCCUGAUUCAAUGAGGUGUGUUUUUUUUUUCUUCUUCAAAUAUUUAAAAUAUUUAUCAACUUUUAACUCGUUAAAUAGUUGAUAUGAUAAUAAAUAGUAAUAAUCUUGGUCUAUAAUUUCAUUAUAUUCCAUUAUUAUAGUAGUUC
Messenger RNA from Rhizophagus irregularis DAOM 181602=DAOM 197198, 1121 nucleotides. The record is from RefSeq and is a predicted model, not a curated record. Lineage: Eukaryota; Fungi; Glomeromycota; Glomeromycetes; Glomerales; Glomeraceae.